UUACCCUCCCUCAUCUGUGCUCUGUCUGUAAUCUCUUUAAGAAUUCUCAGUCCCGGGGUAAAUCAGAUUAGAUUUAGGGCUGCUUUCUAUAACACUCCAACACCUUCCACUAACAGCUCUGCAGCAAUACUGAAUAAUGAAUCUGUACAAUUAACAUGCACUGCCUGCAAAAUGCAAAUCAUCUACAGGGUGUACAGUAUGUGACAUAGAGUGUGUUUCCUGAAAGACAAUGUUUGUGGUUGUUGCCUGCUUGAAAGCGUUUGUGUAGAGGAGGAGUCAGCAUGUGCCUGGUAGCUCCUUCCUCUGACCUUGGCUACUGAGAGAUGGAGAGAGAAAGAGGACAGUGUGUGUGUCUGUGAAGCGGUGGAGCUAAUUCUUGCACUGCAGCUGUGUAUAUGAUACCAGAGUUAAUGUGGCACCAACAGCUUUAGAUCCACUUGGGAACUUGCCAGAGAAAAACAGAGUGAGAGAAGAGGAAGGAAAGCAUGUCUGCAGCAUGUGCACAGCGCAGAGAAGCAGCACGAUGUCCUGUGUCUGGUAUCUUCUGGAGGUGAGCUGACUCCUGUGCGGGUCAUCAGGGUCAUUUGAGGAGCAGAUAUGUGGGACGGACAGUCUAAAACGUGUCAUGUGCACGCCCUAUUCGAUGCCUUUGUUCAAGCCGCCACAUGCAGGGAGACCCUCAGGGCCUUCCAGGAGCUGUGUGAAGAGCUGAAGCUGCAUCCUGGUGGUCAGCCGCAGUUCUACCACACCCUGAGGAGCAGACUGCACUACUGGAAGGCCAAAGCACUAUGGGCCAAACUGGAUAAAAGAGCCAGCCAGAGAGAAUACAUGAGAGGGCAUGCUUGCACCAGCACCACGUGUCUGAUCAUAGGUGCAGGUCCGUGUGGAUUGCGGACAGCUAUAGAGCUGCGAUUUCUGGGCGCCAGGGUGGUUCUGGUGGAAAAGCGAGAUAUUUUCUCACGGAACAAUGUUCUUCACCUUUGGCCUUUCACCAUCCAGGACCUCCGUGGUUUGGGGGCCAAAAAGUUCUACGGGAAGUUUUGUGCUGGAGCCAUAGACCAUAUCAGUAUUCGUCAGUUGCAGCUGAUACUUUUGAAGGUGGCCUUGUUACUGGGCGUUGAGAUUCAUGUGAAUGUGGAGUUCAAACAUCUAGUGGAGCCUCCAGAGGACCAAGAGAAAUGUGUUGGCUGGCGAGCAGAAGUCCACCCCAACUCUCAUCCAGUCAGUCAGCUGGAGUUUGAUGUGGUUAUUGGGGCAGAUGGUAGAAGAAACACCUUACCAGGGUUUCGCAGGAAGGAGUUUCGGGGGAAACUGGCCAUUGCCAUCACGGCCAAUUUCAUCAAUCGCAACACCACUGCCGAGGCUAAAGUGGAGGAGAUCAGCGGUGUUGCCUUCAUCUUCAACCAGAGGUUUUUCCAGGACCUCCGGCAGGCUACCGGAAUUGAUCUGGAGAAUAUAGUAUAUUACAAAGACGACACUCACUACUUUGUAAUGACUGCCAAAAAGCAAAGUCUUCUGGAGAAAGGAGUCAUUCUGCGCGAUUAUGCUGACACUGAGAUGCUGCUGUCCAGGAAUAAUGUGGACCAGAAUGCACUGCUCUCAUACGCCCGUGAAGCGGCUGAUUUCUCCACCAAUCAUCAGCUCCCUAUGCUGGACUUUGCCAUCAACCACUAUGGGCAGGCAGAUGUGGCCAUGUUUGACUUUACCUGCAUGUAUGCCUCUGAGAAUGCGGCGAUGGUGCGUCAGCGCAGGGGACACCCUCUGCUGGUCGCUCUGGUGGGGGAUAGUUUACUAGAGCCGUUCUGGCCAAUGGGAACAGGAAUUGCUCGGGGCUUCCUGGCAGCCAUGGACACAGCCUGGAUGGUUCGCAGCUGGGGUCAGGGCAACACCCCUUCACAGGUUCUGGCUGAGAGAGAGAGUGUGUAUCGGUUGCUUCCUCAGACAACACCAGAAAACGUCAGUAAAAACCACAGCCAGUACAGCAUGGAUCCUGCUAGCCGCUAUCCCAACAUCAAUAUGCAACUUGUCGGUGCUGCUCAGGUGUGUCAUCUCAUAGACACAGGUGAGGGUCCAGUUUUGAGCCUUGAUGCAGUCAGCUCUCCACACCCAAGACUUACACGCCAAGGUAUGUGUGACGUCAUAUAUACCGUCUCCCACAUAUACAUUCAUACAAAUAACAUGCUGACUGUGUGUGUAGAGUCAGUUGCUCGUUACAGUAAGCUGCUGAGCUGGUGUCAGGAGCAAACACUCGGUUACAUGAACGUGUGUGUGACGGACUUCACAACUUCCUGGAGGAGCGGCCUGGCCCUGUGCGCUCUCAUUCACCGAUUCAGACCUGACCUCAUUGAUUUUGCGUCUCUGGAGGAGAGUGAGGCGGAGCUCAAUGGUCAGCUGGGUUUGGACAUGGCGGAGCAGGAAUUUGGUAUUUGUCCUAUAAUGACCGGCAAGGAGAUGAGCACACUGGAAGAGAGUGACUCUCUUAGCAUGGUCAUGUACCUCAGUCAACUUUAUGAGCUCCUCAAAGACACAGCGCCAGCUGGCGGAAACCUGAGCUCAGAAGAGAAAGCUGUUCUGUUCUCUAGCACCAGUUCACCCAUCUCACUGCUCAGCAAACUGGGACAGAGUCUGUCCCGCAAACGCAAUCCCAAGGAUAAGAAAGAGAAGGAAGCAGAUAGUGUUGGGAAGAGGAGGAGAACAAGUCAGACUGACCAGUCAGAGGAGGAGGAUGUUCCUCAUGAUACCAAAGAAAAUAAGACUUCAGAAUUAACUCCUGGUUCAGAACCAAAGGUCGCUGAGGGUCACAGCAAGGUUCGGUCCAUGGCAACGCAACUGCUGGCUAAAUUUGAGGAGAACUCACUGUCAGCCUCAGCCACUGCAACACGCCGACAGAGCUACAUUCAGAUGUAUACGGGUGGAGUGAGCUCAUUGGCUCAGCAGAUAGCCAAUCAGAUUCAGAGUCAGCAGGAUCAAGCUCCCAUGCUCCUUCACAGGAGGGAGUUGGGUUGUCGAAAGGAGUUUCCUGUGAAUAUGGGCGGCAGCGAUGUGUGUUAUUUCUGUGGCCGUCGCGUUUAUGUCAUGGAAAGGCUGAGCGCGGAGGGAAAGUUCUUCCACAGGAGCUGCUUCCAGUGUGACCACUGCAGCACCACGUUACGUCUGUCCAACUACGCUUACGACCAGCUACAUGGAAAGUUUUACUGUAAGCAUCACUUCAGCUUCAGAAUGGCUCAGAGAAAGAGACUGGCCCCACCUGUGGUCCCUCGACCUACUCAGGCUCCCCCUGCUCCGUCCUCGGCUUCCACGUCGUUGUCCUCUCUAGGGUCAGUGUGCACAGCCACCCCACCAGACAGCUGGUCCUCCAUCGCCCCCUCAGACAUGGUAUCCAGCCUGGCCAAGAGACUGUGUGGUACCCCAGAACGCAUUGAGCUGGAGAACUACAAACCCUGUCCAAAGCAACAGGACAGCCCACUGCAGGAGGUCCCAGAGGAGACGCUUGCACAGCACAACCUCAGCGCUAGCGUGCAGGAGAAGAACACAGAGGAGCAGUCCAGCUCUGAGUCAGACUUAGAGGAGGAGGAGCUUGCCUGGAAGAAGGAGGAGGGGCCAAACAUCAGGACCAAUGGAGAGAGAGAGUUAGACCUGGGGAAGGAACUAAAGGAGGAAGAGGGAGGAGAGAACCAGGAAAAUCAAGAGGAGGAGGAGGAAGAAGAAGAACAAGACGAAGGAGAUUCUAGUGAUGAGGGUGAGUACUGCCCUUGGCAGAGGGAACGACUCUCAGGGGUGUGGCUUGAGGAAGAAGAGGCGGGGUUUGUUAAAGCAGAGUCGUUUGAAGGAUACAGUGAUGACACGGAUAUAGACACCAGCUCAGACGGAGAGUCCAAACCAUGUGACCAACAGCAACAAGAAGAGUCCCCAACCUCUUUGAAACCACCAGAAUCAGGCCCCACUCCCACACCUGAGCUAUCGACGAACCCCGAGAACCCACCUGUCAAGAGUUUAGAGGUCGUAGAGGAGUUCUGGCUGAAGAGUGCAGAGAUCAGGAAGAGUUUAGGCCUGACUCCGCUGCCUAGAGAAUGUGACCCCAAACAUACGGCAGCCCAAACAUCUAACAUUAAAGAAAACUUUUACACCUCAGUCACUUACAUACCGUCCUGCAAUACCAAUUCUGCCUACCAAAUGCCAAGAAACUGCGACUCCAGCACACAAACUCAAUCUCAAAGUACAUCCCCGCCUGAACCAUCUCACACUACGGACGGCGAUGCAGCCGUCGCUUUAGAAGAGACGAGAGGCCGCUGUUCUGUAAUCCACCGACUAAGCAUCACUGUAGAAGGUUGUGUGAUGGGGGACAAGCAGGAUUUGGACCUAAAUUCCACCUCAUUUGGAAAUGAAAGCGUUUUAAAUCCAGACACAGGUCUUCCGACUCCUCCCUACAGCCCAUCUCACUCCCCUCGUGCCCUUCACCAUUCUGAACCGAUACUGGGCCGAGAGGUCAUGGUCUUCUCAUCGACCUGCGCUAUUCCUGUUCCACAGCGGGACGGUUUUAAUCCCGACCUCGAUCAAGCGAGUCUUCCUCCGGAUGAAAUUGAGAUCCUAUGUGGAGAUGAGGCGGAAGAAGCUUCCAGACUGCCGGAAAGAUCCUGUGUCUCUGAAACCGAGGACACGGCUGGCCAGAUGGACAACCGUAGGUUGGAGCACAGGAGGACACUUCCAGACCGGAUGGUCGCCCCUCUGCUGGCAGGGGGACCGGAGGUCAGGCUUCGUAAGUCAGAGAUGAAGCUGUGGGGGGCAGACACGCGUGUGGAGGAGAAAGAGAAAAAGUACAACUCGUUGUUUUCCCCCUGUAAAAACAGCAAGAGUGUGAACGCAGGGGCUGAGACUCAGCGGGAGCCAGGAAAGCACAAAUCGCUCUGGAAGACCGUUUUUUCGGUGCAUAAGAAAGACAAAAAGAGGAAGGAGGCUGUGAUGGUGGCGGAAACUCAGCCUGCCGCAACUAACACAGAGAGCAAGCGGAAAGUGUCGGGAAUCAACAGAACCUCAGACUUGUGUUUCCGAAAAAAUCCAAGUUUCUCUGAAGAUACAGACUUGUCCUGCCAUGCUCUUCUAGAAAGAUGUCCUCUUAGAGCUCAGAGAGCAGAAACGGAGGAAGAACUCAACGCCAAGCUGACACGCCGAGUGCAGAGAGCAGUGCGCAGACAGGCCAAGCAGGAGGAGCUGCGGAGGCUGCACAGGGCACAGAUAAUCCAGCGUCAGUUGGAGCAGGUGGAGGUCAAGCAGAGGCAGCUGGAGGAGAAGGGUGUAGCUGUGGAGAAAGCACUAAGAGGCGAAGCAGACUUCUGGGGAGACUCUAGUACAUCUAAUCUUUUGGACAUACAUCUGGGUGUCGAGCCCUUUCUAGGUUCCCCUCGUAGAAGGCCUGUCUAUCUCUGUCCUUGCUCUUCCUCGGAAGCCAAAGCUAAAGGGACAGAACACGAUCAUUCAGUUUAUGUCUGUACAGUCUUUUUUCUUUAUGUAGUGCAAGAACCUCCACUUCAUCAGCUAAGAAUGGGAAAGAAAGAUGAUCCUAGCUUAAUGCAUCAGUGGUUUAAACUGGUGCAGGAGAAGAAUGCUCUCGUGCGCUAUGAAUCUGAGCUCAUGAUAUUUGCACGUGAACUGGAGCUGGAGGACAGGCAGAGCCGACUGCAGCAAGAGCUGAGAGAGCGCAUGGCGGUGGACGACCAUCUGAAGGGGGAGGAUGAGCUGGUGGAGGAGAGGCGUAUAUUGAGUGAGAUGCUGGAUGUGGUGGAGCAGAGGGAUGCGCUGGUGGUCUUGCUGGAGGAGCAGCGAGUGAGGGAAAAAGAGGAGGACAGUGACCUGGAGGCCGUCAUGCUUUCUAAGGGCUUCAGUCUGCACUGGGACUGACUCGCACAUGCACGAAUCUCUACCAUUAAACUACAUGGGUGUCUGAAUAAUGAAUCCCGGGACACAGCAAGAGAUUGACCCAGAGGCAAUAAUUCCUUUGAGGUGCAAAAUACAGGCCCUGAAUAGGACAAAUGGCAAUGUCUUGCUGCCAAAUACUACUAUUCUAGACUGCUACGGUACUAUGCAAAGGAACCUCUUUUUGUUUGCUCUCUUUGUUGAUAAAGUUAAGGUACAUCUGUAGUUUUACCCAGAUCCACCAUGUUUUGACUUAACGGAAAUUAAUAUGGAAUGGCAUAUAUAACCACAUUGUCAAUAUACAGUACAGAUUGAUGCAUGUAAAAUUAUACAAAAUAAGACCUGUGUUUAUUAAUGAAUUUUAAGAUGUUUUUCUUUCUUUUUUUGGACAACCUGUAUAAGCUAACCUCACACAGUUCAUUUAUUGGAUGAAAUGUGCUUUUUUUAAUUAUCGUAAUUUUCUCUGCAUAAUCUACUCGCACAGAAUUUAUUUGAAAUUGCGGUUAUGUAUAAUUCUGUAAAACUUCCUUGCAUUAAACAACCAUUCUUUUAAGAAAAAUG
Messenger RNA from Cyprinus carpio (common carp), 6471 nucleotides. Its product is annotated as protein-methionine sulfoxide oxidase mical3b-like. NCBI's taxonomy places the organism in Eukaryota, Metazoa, Chordata, Actinopteri, Cypriniformes, Cyprinidae. The record is from RefSeq and is a predicted model, not a curated record. Gene Ontology annotation, molecular function: FAD binding; protein binding. The transcript has 31 exons. Bases 598 to 5895 code for a protein of 1765 amino acids.